CAACUUCAUGUCAUUUGUUGAUGCGUCAACUGACAGAUUUUCGUUAAAAUGUGUAUUUAACGACAGAAAUUAAAUGAUGCAAAACAUUAAUUGUUGUUAUAAUGUUGUUUAAUAUCUUGGAAAUUUGCGGAUUGACAACAUAACCCAACCUCACCUUUUAUGACCUCACGGUAAACAAGAACAUUUUUGCAGAUCCCCAACAGUAAUAAUUAAGUUCUUAUUAAUUUAUUCAUGAUAUAGUAGAACAUGGAUCCUCAUUUAGUCAACGAAGUAAUCGAAAUUGAAGACGAUGUUAUUAACUUGGACGACGUUGAGAAUACUCCAGAAGAGAUAAUAUAUGAAUGGGACGCCAAAAUUCGCAAAAAAUUAACUAUGUUUAGUGUGGUUGAUAACGAAAUUGUGUUGGGAGAUUUAAUGAAGGAAUAUUUGCAAUCAUUUCAAGAAAUGGUUAAUAGUUAUGAAGAGUAUGAAAUCUUGAAGAAUAAAGUGUUUCAUCACAUUAGUUGUCUGUAUUUGUACUAUGUUGAAAUACAGUGUUGUAGUCCAGACAAUUAUUUAAGCAACAUGGAGGACAUUUUAACUUUAUACUGUAAUUUGGAGCUUGCAAUAAUUCGUCCGUUAAAGAAAAAAGAACGACAAAUAGAGUCUGUCGCUAAGAAAAUCAUACACAUGUUGACAGUGUAUCUUCUUGAGCGACUGGAUCACAUUUUACACGUGUUAAUUAAAAUGAAUACCACCAACCUUUCAAAAACUUGCUCAGGAGUAUUAAAUAUUCUCUACAAGCAUUUUCUUAUCAAAGUACCUGCGUUAAAUUUGUGUGAUGAGUCGUUCUGUAGAAAUUACAUAGUUUUUCAAAAAUGGAAAAAAAUUCAGAAAAUUGAAGAAUGGAAACAUAUGGAUGACCUUUUGUAUAAAAGGUUUAAACGGACUCCUGAAUCGAUAAAAAAUAACGAAACGCUUAGACAAAUAUUAAUGCCAGCUUCUGAAUCAACUGUUGAGAUAGUUUUAAAUCUAUUUCGCUCGUUUCGGGAUGUAUCAGAUGCGUAUUUUGAACACGUUACGGCAAAGAAAAAUCUGGAUAUGGCCGAUAUAGACUUCAAUAUUGAUCUAGGCGAGGAUGAACCGACAAUACCAGUCCAUGAUGAAAAUGAGGAAGAAGUUAAAUUUUUAAAGGCGUAUUAUGAAAUUGAAAGAAAUAUGUCUAGCUUAUCGCAUUUGAUAAAUUCCUCAGAUAUGGAGGAAGUCGAUAUCUUUAGGAAAUGUAAGAAGGAAUUUGACGAGGAUGACGAUGUGCAAUUUCUCGGCAUUACGAUGUUGCCACAAGGGCCAAUACAUCAGAUUGAUAAUGACAUUCCUAGGAUUGGUAAUACUAAUAGUGACGCCACUCCACUAGUCCAAAUCGAAGAAGAAAGAUCCUCAAUUGCUACUCCGCCGUCACUCCUGGAGCCGGUGAUAGAAAAGACUCUUGAGACUUCUACUUUGGAAAACUUGAAUGGAAUCAUGUCAAUUUGUGUUGGAUCUCCUCGAACCGUCUCUGAAUCGUCAAUUUCUUGCCAGCCUAGUGACAUUGCCGAAGCUCCAACGGAACCUUCAACUCCAGUUCUACCUUUAAUCAAAGAAGUGAUUAGUGCAAGUGAAAUUCCACCAGAAACAAAUCAACCUGAAGUGUCCUUGAUUUCGAACGAUACACAUAUUUCAAGUCCUUCUAGUCCACAGAUAAGUGAUCAAGUUUGUGAAAAUAACACUCAAAGGACGGUCGAAAUGAAAAGUGUUGAAGUCCAAGCUGAUAUUAUGAGUAAUUCCGUGUAUAACGACUAUGGACUGACGACGCCACCUUUUGAUGUACCUCUGGAUGAGCAACGAGCAGUCGAACCUCGUCUAUAUGCAGAUAUCGGACAGAAAAAGAACAGUGAAAACGUUUUUGAGAAAAUAGCGGUGACAACAAGGACAAUCGACGUGCAGGUGGAUCCCCCAAGUAUCGAGAGUUGUUCGUAUAACGAUUACGGUUUGACGCCUCCAAACGACACACACUUGGAUGACCACGCAACGAGAUUACAGAAAACUUGUUUGUAUGCGAAUAUACGACAAGAUGACAAAGAUCUGGACGAGGACAAACUCGUCGAAGAAGAUGUUCGUGAAAGUGAGACUGAAGUUGAUAAUACUAAGCAGGUGGGCGGUGAAAUUUGCGGUCCAAGUGAAGAAAAUCUUGAUUCCGAAUUUGAAGAUUUUGAAAACCAGUUAGACAUGGCCGAAAUUCCGAAUAUAAAUACGGAGGAAAUCGAUAUAAAUGACCUGCAAGUGGAUAACAGUCAUGUUGAACCUCAUUUGAAGAUUCGGGUAAACCCCGAUCUCCAAAUCCCUGAAUAUAGCGGUUCCAAAAACAACGAUCAGAUCGACACGGGCCAAGAAAUUAUCCCAGAUACAGCCCCAAACAUCGUUCCAGUGAUUGCAGAAAAUUUCAAAGGAACUGAAACUUUUAAUGGCAAUACCGUUUUGAAACCUCUCCUAUCCUCCAACCGAACAAACGGCCAGACAAAGGAUGUUCCAACACCAUCGAAAAUCGUUUAUACUUCAUCGCAGAAACUCCGAGCGGCUCCGCUGGAUGACUUUUCUCGGUUUGAAGCCGCAAUACACGUCCGGUGGAGCAAAAUGAAGGAGAAUCACGACUUUGAGGACAUUCUCUCGGGCCCCGUCACCAAGGCGGUGCCUACGAAGCACCCCGUACUGGGAGUUCAAGACAAGUUGGACUUUUUCCAGGAUUCUGUGCCCAAACAGGUCGCGAGUGCGAGUAGUCGGUCGAAUAGUCCAACGGAAAUGACUUCGCCGCCUUACGAAGCCAUCGACGAUUUUCGUGGCUACUACAGUGCUAGUGUGAAUGGGCACGUUCGACCGCCUCCAGCUGAACCCAAAGUUCUUAAAAGCAUCCUCAAGAAGACCUCUUCGAGACGGCCGGUUCCUGGCGUUUUAGCGCCGAAACGGGUGCGAAGGGACCCUAAACUGAACAUGAUACCGAAGGUGGCGGUUGAGCGUUUGUCCUUUAUCGAAAACAAAAUCAAGAAAGCGGUUAAUAUUACGGGCACGUUGAGGGUAGACUACGAUAAGACGACGCCUCACAUCAAUGAGAAGGAUGUCGUACGUUGUAUUUCCCCACCUAGGUUUUCAUGGAUUGUCGAUGAUAAACUCAGUAAUACAGGUAUAGUAGAGUCGCCAGUUGAUGUGUACUGCAAGAAAGUUUCCUCGAAAUGUGAGAAAAAUCAGUCCUCGUGUUGCAACCAGUUAGCUGAAGAAUUUACCAAGUUGAAUUGCAACGUUGAAGACAAUGCGUUGAAUUUGACUAUUCCUAAUAUCCUACCUCCUGUCGACCCUGAAUCCGAAUUCUCCAAUUCCCCAACUUUAUUGCAAGGCAAGGACGAGUUGCUGCAACACUGUCUCGAGGAAACUUCAAUAGAAACACCAGAAAUGGUCAACCCGAAAUCGUUACUUUGUGAUAAUUCAAAUUUUUAUACCUCUCACUCUAUUAAUAAUAAUAAAUGCGAUUUAAAAAAUACAGAGUCAGAGUUAAAAAAAGAAUCGCUAGAUGAGACUAUAAAAUUACCAACAGCUGUUCCUGAAUCUUACGAUUUUGAUAAAACUUUUAAAAACGAGGUCUUUUUAAAAAUUGAUUGGCAAAAUUUAAAUGAUUCGGACGGCGAGACGCGGUUACCUCUCAAGAAACGGAAGCUUUCGGUGGCAGAGAAGAAUGAAGAAGAGAAGAAAGAAGAGAUCAGUUAUCCGGCGACGCCCAUGAUUAGCAUUGCGGAAUUGGAAGCGUUGCAUCCAAGAAAGUUACCAGCUAAUAACACACGACCGUUUAAAACACCAGCUGAACGAAAAGAAAUGCCGCCUUUGCCUGUUUUUUGUAAUGUAGAUUCUGAUACUAGUCCGAUCGUUACAGGCCAAUUUAAUAUCAAUAAUCACACUUAUCACAAUCCUACUAUUAAUUAUCACAUGAAUAAUGUGCCUGUACCUUUUAUUAAUGUACCUUGCGGGUCGUACUAUUCUUUACCUCCUAUUUUAGUACCUUUUAAUAAUGUCUCGAAUUUUGAACAAGCCAAAGUAAAUCAGCAGCAACAGGAAACCAACGUGAAGAAAGCAAACAGGAAGCAAGGAAGACAAAGAAGACGUCAUUAAGUUUCAUUCCAAUUGAGUCAAUUUUUAUUUUUCAAUUCAGUAUUUACUAAUCUAGUAAUUUUUUCCACACUGGCUGUGAAGUAAUCUCUUAUUUAUUAAUUUGUUGAGCAUUUAAAUUUUUUAUUUAUGGAAGAAUGAUCAAGAGAAGAUUUUUUAUUUUAUAAUUUAAUAUAAAGUAAAUUGCAUGUGAUUUUUAUGCCAAUAAUUCUUCGUCGAUGGAUGAACUCCAACUUCAUUGAUGGACACUUCGUACUUAUAAAUAUAACAUCUCAAGCUACGUACCUACGAGUUAAUAAACUGUUUUUUUUUUAUGUUUUAAGGUUCGAUGACAGUGAAAAUUCGUGAACAUGUAGAGAAGAAACCAAAGAAACGGAAAGCUGAAAACCAAAUUAAUAGCAAAGCCGAUACUGACAUUCGAAAAAGAGGACGGCCAAGAAAAAACACGCAACCGACAAAGAAGUAACAAGGGU
This is a messenger RNA of Tribolium madens (black flour beetle), 4640 nucleotides long. RefSeq lists its product as uncharacterized. The coding region runs from base 247 to 4170 and encodes 1307 amino acids. The record is from RefSeq and is a predicted model, not a curated record. NCBI's taxonomy places the organism in Eukaryota, Metazoa, Arthropoda, Insecta, Coleoptera, Tenebrionidae. The transcript has 9 exons.